Venturia canescens is the source of this 1508-nucleotide messenger RNA. Its product is annotated as superoxide dismutase [Cu-Zn]-like. The transcript is spliced from 5 exons. NCBI's taxonomy places the organism in Eukaryota, Metazoa, Arthropoda, Insecta, Hymenoptera, Ichneumonidae. The coding region runs from base 306 to 824 and encodes 172 amino acids. Gene Ontology annotation, molecular function: copper ion binding. Gene Ontology annotation, biological process: superoxide metabolic process. The record is from RefSeq and is a predicted model, not a curated record.
AUUAACAGACAGGAAAACCCAGGCGAGAAGCAAAAAAUAUUGGAAAAGAGAAACCGUUUAACACUCGUGUAUCUCGUGUGCCAUUGUCUGCUUGCUCUUAGAACAUCACACUGCGAUGGUAAACCAGUACGAUUCAUAGAUCUCCGAUACUCCGCUGCUCACUCAACUACUUUCAUUUUCGUAGCUUUGAGUUGUUGAUCCCGUUAUUCGAGAAGUCAAAUCGUCGUUUUUCCUCGAUUGUCGUGAUCGGUCGGUUCGGUUAGUUGAACUCAACACCGACUGUUUUGGAACUCAAUACUUCGACCAUGAAUGCCAUCGUGCUGGUGUUGGCUAUCGCGGCCUUGUGUAAUGCACAGAAUAUGCAGGCUACCGUCAAAAUGACGCCGCACGACCCCUCAAGCAAUGUGACGGGGGUUUUGUAUAUGAUGCAACAGGGACCGAGUGCACCAGUCGUCAUCACUGGAAACCUCACGGGUCUCUCACCCGGGCUGCAUGGCUUCCACGUUCACGAAAAAGGAGAUUUGAGCAACGGCUGCUUAUCAACCGGGGCUCACUUCAAUCCCUUUAACCAUAGUCAUGGGGCACCACAGGACCCAGUGAGACACGCCGGUGAUCUUGGUAACGUCCUGGCCAACGACGGAGGGGUUGUCAACGUACAUAUCACUGACACUGUUAUAAACCUAACUGGGGAGAACAACAUCCUCGGAUUAUCGAUUGUCAUCCACUCUGCACCCGAUGACCUUGGGAAGGGUGGUCACCCGCUUUCAUCGACAACCGGAAACGCUGGUUCUCGAGUAGCGUGCGGUGUCAUCGGACGAAUGUGACUAAGCAAGCGCGAGAGUUCAAGCAGUUCUCGUUCCAACAUAACUGCAGCAACAAUUGUUCUAUCGUUAAUUAUUUCGGUUUUUGUCAAAACCGAUAUCAUUGAUAAUCUGAAAUGAAAAUGGCUGGAUUUGGAAUAAGAAUAUUCCGAAGAUUUUUGGAGUCUUAUUUGCACAGCAAGAAUGAAAACGUUUAAUGAUUUUCUGCAAUAAAUACGAACCGGUUUCUGCAAAGUGAAUCUUGACAAUCAUUCCCGGUGCAGAUUUUUUCUUUUUUUUUUUAAUUUUUGGCUUAUCGUAGAUUUAACCAGUUAACACAUUAUUAACAACGGGCUUACUAGAAUUUUAUCGAUAUAUUUUGUGAAAAUGUAAAUUCUCGUCAACUCUUUUCCGUCACAAUCGUAACCACUGGAAGAUGGUCCGUGUGAGAAAAAACGCCAAAAACUCUGAUGAACGAAAGGAAUAAUCGUCCAUUUUGAGCCUUCAACUUGUUUUAGAAAAGUAAAUUUACACUAUUUUUAUCGAAACACCUGCUGCUUGCGGCUUCAACGUCGUAUCCAUGUAGAGGAAAAAAUAUCGUUUUUCCCCGAUAGAACUUUAACAGAUCGAUGAGGUCAAAAGCGGUUUAAUAGACAAUCUCAUAAUAAUAUUUUCAUAAAUAACUAAUAAAUAUUAUGAAAAACACAA